CACGUACGGGAGCAUAAAUAAGAAGGAUUGGUGGGUUAAAAAGAAGAGGGCAGAUCGAAUCAUGGCGUUCGAUGAACCAACCACACUUGUCCCUCCUCGCAAUGCCGGUAUUUGGAGAGCCGCAAUCCAUGAGUAUCGCUGGCGGAGAAGGAUUCGCGAAUCCAAGAGAAUGGCACGCCAUAUGAUUGACAGCGUAGAACAUUACAAAGCCGUUCACCUUAGCUACGUGAAGACGGUCAAGGAAGUUAACGAGAGGUGGCGGCGCCCAGACUUGUCUUCUUCCUCUGCUAUUGUAGUACGCGAUGAAUUAGAAACAGAGGGAGAUAAUGACGAGUUUUAUACGAUGCUCGUGACAAUUGACGAUGAAGUCGAGCGUUGGGCCGCUGGGAAACAUGGCAACCUACUUGCUCUGCUAACGGCUCUGCAAAACAUUAUAUCUGGAUUUAUGCACUGAUUUCUGUGUGGCCAGCAGAAGCAGCUGUGUGGCAGUGGGAGCCAGUUUCAAUGGACGACAUGAAGACAGUUGCUGAGAUCAAAGUGGCGUUCAGAAGAGCGGUUUUGUGCGUGGAUCAACUUGAAGUGAGUAUCAAAGGAGGCAAAACUCCAGAGCUAUACCGGGCGGCAAAGGUGUUUAUCUUGCUCAAGGAAGCAUGGCACGAGUUCUGGCAUUAACUAUUGCUUUGCCCGAUCGAGAUUGGUCUGUUAUCUGUAUGUUGGAUGAUGCUUCUUUAAUUUCUAGUUGAUGGGCCUUAUCCUUUGUUUGUCUCUUAGAUUGUGGAGGAUAGUAGUUUGGAUUUGUCAACUCAUCAAUUAGACCCCGUCUAUUUUAAUCUUGUCACUAAUCUUAACGAAGAAUAUUGGGGGUGAUAAAUGGUUAUGUCGCUA
This is a messenger RNA of Linum trigynum, 885 nucleotides long. The record is from the annotation of a GenBank genome assembly. Lineage: Eukaryota; Viridiplantae; Streptophyta; Magnoliopsida; Malpighiales; Linaceae.